AUGUCCUCCAAAACAGAAAGAGCUUGCAUGCUCUGCGGCAUCAUCCAGCCGUACAGACGUUUUCUAGAGACCGGCUGUCCCAACUGCGAGUCUGUUUUGCACUAUGCCGAUAACGAGGACGGCCAGAUCCAGGACUGUACUUCUCCAGCAUUUGAAGGUCUAGUGGCUCUUGGAGACGACAACAAGGCAUCGUGGGUGGCCCGCUGGCUCCGUAUAGACUCCUUUGUUGCUGGAUUAUAUGCGGUCAAGGUGAACGGAAAGUUGCCUCCACACAUCAUCAGUGACUUGGAGGACCAGAACAUCAGCUAUAGACCUAGAGACGGCAGUGCCGAGGAUUAG
Candidozyma duobushaemuli is the source of this 339-nucleotide messenger RNA. RefSeq names its product transcription elongation factor. Gene Ontology annotation, molecular function: zinc ion binding; RNA polymerase II complex binding. The transcript has a single exon. Gene Ontology annotation, biological process: chromatin organization; positive regulation of DNA-templated transcription, elongation; mRNA processing. NCBI's taxonomy places the organism in Eukaryota, Fungi, Ascomycota, Pichiomycetes, Serinales, Metschnikowiaceae. Bases 1 to 339 code for a protein of 112 amino acids. The record is from RefSeq and is a predicted model, not a curated record. Gene Ontology annotation, cellular component: nucleus; DSIF complex.